AUGCCAACCAAGGACCGAGGGAAUCAGAAAGUGAAGUGCAGUGGAACCACGAAGAGAAAUGCCCUCCUUCCCAGCGUCCCUCCGGCAGCCACUCCUGACAAGCUUCACAUCGUUCCAGCUGGCAAGUUAGCAAUGCUCCAGGCAUACAGCCGAGCAGUGGAGCUGGGAUUUGGGGAGCUUUGGAAGAGGAUUCAUGUAGUGUUCUCGAGGCAACGUGGCAGGCUUCUUCCUCCAGGGGCCCCAGCCUCCCCUUCAGUCAGGGAGUCUGGCCUGGAGCAGGCUGAAUCCCCGGCGGUGUUUCUAGAGCUGGUCCUGUUGAGCUUGAAGAGUGAGGUGGAGCUCAGAGCUGUUUCUUUUCUGGCACUGACUCUGCAGCAGCCGUACGAGGGCCUCCUGGGCAGCGUGAGGCUCAGCCAGGCCCGAGGGGAGGGAAGGCUACUGGCUACCCUCGGAAGUGGCAGCACCUGA
This is a messenger RNA of Rangifer tarandus platyrhynchus (Svalbard reindeer), 468 nucleotides long. The record is from the annotation of a GenBank genome assembly. NCBI's taxonomy places the organism in Eukaryota, Metazoa, Chordata, Mammalia, Artiodactyla, Cervidae.